AAUAGGCCGGGAGCGCAGAGCGGAUAGCUGUGCCCGCGCCGAUAGAUCUGCGGGCUCCCCUAGCCAGGAAUGGUGAGCGACCUCAGCUGGGGAGACCCUGCCGGCUCUGCAUGUGGAGUCGUAGGGGUCGCGCGGGUGUGUCUGCAACCUGUGUGCCACGUCGCGGGAGAAGAAGACUUGGAAGAGUCAAGGCUGGAGUCAACAGGAUCCGCAGUGGGGAGAGGUCGGGGGUGACAGGGCCUCCAGCCAUGGACUUGGAGGAGCCCAGGGACACACCUGUGCCCUCUCAGGACCUCACCCCUGACUGCCAAUGGGACCCGGUGCCAGGAGGCCCAUGCAGCCUGAAUCAGAUGGAAUUUGAUGGGCCAAAUAUUCCGGACCUGGUGCAACAGUUUGAGGCUCUGCCGGGUGAUCUGGUUGGCCUGUCCCCGGAUGGACUCCCCUGCCCCCUGCACAUUGCCACUGGUCACGGCCUGGCCUCCCAAGACGUGGCUGAUGCCCACGGGCUCCUGUCUGCUGAGGCUGGCAGGGACGAUCUGCUAAGCCUUUUGCACCUCGAGGAGUGUCCUCCUUCCCAGCCUUGUCCCAAAGAGCCUCCAGACCCUGCUCCUCGCCUGUUGCAGCCCCCUGAAGAUCCAAAUGGGGAUACUGGCCCCUCAGAAUGGGAAGAGGGAGCCUCUGCUGAGCAGCGUGACAGCAAGAGCUCAAGCAGUUCCCCAGAACCCUGGCUGGAGACAGUCCCUUUGAUUGCUCCUGAAAAGCAACCUGCCAGUGCCCAGAGCCCUGAGACUGUGGCUUCAUACCCUGCCCUACAGGAGGUAUCAGGACCCUGUGACCAUGAAGACCUCCGCGAUGGUGUCAUAUUCGGAGCCAAAUACCUGGGCUCCACCCAGCUGGUGUCCGAGCGGAACCCACCCCCCAGCACUCGAAUGGCACAGGCCCAGGAGGCCGUGGACCGCAUCAAGGCCCCUGAUGGGGAGACCCAGCCCAUGACGGAGGUGGACCUCUUUAUCUCCACCAAGAGGAUUAAGGUUCUGAUGGUCGACUCCCAGGAGGCCAUGAUGGACCACGCCCUGCAGACCAUCUCCUACAUUGCCGACAUCGGCAGCGUGCUGGUGAUCAUGGCCCGGCGGCGAGUGGCCCGGCGGCCAGCGUCCCAGGCCCACGGCCACCGGCUCUACAAGAUGAUCUGCCACGUUUUCCACUCAGAUGAUGCCCAGCUCAUUGCUCAGGCCAUCGGCCAGGCCUUCGCUGUGGCAUAUAGCCAGUUCCUGCAGGAAAGCGGCAUCGACCCCCGCCAGGUGGGCACCCAGUCAAGCCAGGGGGCCACGGGCUCCGGCUACCUCCACAACGGGGACCUCGACCACUUUUCCAACAGCGAGAACUGCAGGGAGGUGGUCAUUGAGAAGCGCCGGGGUGAGGGCUUGGGCGUGGCCCUCGUGGAGUCAGGCUGGGGCUCCUUGCUGCCCACGGCUGUCAUCGCCAACCUGCUGCAUGGGGGCCCUGCGGAGCGCUCAGGGGCCCUCAGCAUCGGGGACCGCCUUACUGCCAUCAACGGGACCAGCCUCGUGGGGCUGCCCCUGGCCAGUGUCCAGGCUGCUGUCCGCGAGGUAAAGUCGCAGACGUUGGUGACCCUCAGCAUCGUCCACUGCCCACCGGUCACCACAGCCAUCAUCCACCGGCCACAUGCCCGCGAGCAGCUGGGCUUCUGCGUGGAGGAUGGCAUUAUCUGCAGUCUCCUUCGUGGUGGCAUCGCCGAGCGCGGGGGCGUUCGCGUGGGACACCGAAUCAUCGAGAUCAAUGGGCAGAGUGUGGUGGCCACACCUCAUGCCCGUGUCAUUGAGCUGCUCACCGAGGCCCACACUGAGGUCCACAUCAAGACCAUGCCAGCCACCACCUAUCGCCUGCUCACAGGCCAGGAGCAGCCUGUAUACUUGUGACUGGCCACCACCCCCACCACUGUGCCUUAGCCCCACUGGCCCUGGGACUCCCGGCAGUGGCUCCUCCUUGGCUGGCGGGGGCCGCAGAGGAUUCUUGGCUCUAUAUUAUUUUCUGAUGUAAAAAAAUUAAAAGCUUAUCAAAUGGGUAAGGUCUUGGAUCAGGGUGCGUGGGAU
Pteronotus mesoamericanus is the source of this 2114-nucleotide messenger RNA. RefSeq names its product amyloid beta precursor protein binding family A member 3 (gene APBA3). Gene Ontology annotation, cellular component: plasma membrane; dendritic spine; cytoplasm. The transcript has 12 exons. Gene Ontology annotation, biological process: chemical synaptic transmission. Lineage: Eukaryota; Metazoa; Chordata; Mammalia; Chiroptera; Mormoopidae. Bases 111 to 1940 code for a protein of 609 amino acids. Gene Ontology annotation, molecular function: amyloid-beta binding; protein binding. The record is from RefSeq and is a predicted model, not a curated record.